Molecule: messenger RNA, 1499 nt
Organism: Impatiens glandulifera
Lineage: Eukaryota; Viridiplantae; Streptophyta; Magnoliopsida; Ericales; Balsaminaceae
Product: 3-oxoacyl-[acyl-carrier-protein] synthase, mitochondrial
Exons: 15
Coding region: 1-1461 (486 amino acids)
Biological process (GO): fatty acid biosynthetic process
Molecular function (GO): 3-oxoacyl-[acyl-carrier-protein] synthase activity
Source: RefSeq, a predicted model, not a curated record
AUGGCGAGAAACAAUCUAUUCAGACUAUUCUCACGCCACACUUUCCACUUCAAAAGACUCUUAUCUUCUUCUUCAUCUUCUCCACCUCCUAGUUUUGAACCCUUUGCUCCUCCUCCUCCUCUUCCUCUUCCGCGGCGGAGAGUAGUCGUCACAGGUAGUUCGGAUGAUGUAGGACUGGGACUGGUAACUCCCCUUGGCUGUGGAGUUGAAACGACAUGGAAGCGGCUGAUAGGUGGUGAAUGCGGAGUGAGAGCAUUAACUAUUGAAGAUCUCAAGAUGAGUAAUUUUGACGAAGAAACUCAAUUGCGUACUUUCGAACAAUUGACGUCUAAAGUUGCUGCUAUUGUCCCUCAAGGGUCCGGCCAAGGAAUGUUUAACGAGGAAAUGUGGAUGAAUUCUAAGGAACAUAAAUCAAUUGCAAGAUUCAUAGCUUACGCGCUAUGUGCAGCUGAUGAAGCUCUCAAAGAUGCAAACUGGAUGCCUACUGAGAAGGAUGAGAAAGAAAUGACGGGAGUCUCCAUUGGUGGAGGAAUUGGAAGCAUAAGCGAUAUACUGGAUGCCUCACAAAUGAUUUGUGAGAAGCGCCUUCGACGACUUAGUCCAUUUUUCAUUCCUCGGAUAUUGAUUAACAUGGCUUCUGGACAUGUGAGUAUGAAAUACGGAUUCCAGGGACCAAACCAUGCUGCAGUAACUGCUUGUGCUACUGGGGCACACUCAAUAGGUGAUGCAACAAGGAUGAUUCAAUUUGGAGAUGCUGAUGUUAUGGUGGCUGGUGGGACAGAAUCAAGUAUUGAUGCAUUGUCUAUAGCAGGGUUUUGUAGGUCAAGAGCCCUAUCCACAAAGUACAAUUCUUCUCCACAAGAAGCGUCCCGACCUUUUGAUAGCGGUCGAGAUGGAUUUGUGAUGGGUGAAGGUUCUGGCGUAUUGGUGUUGGAGGAAAUGGAACAUGCAAAAAGGAGGGGUGCAAAAAUCUAUGCAGAACUUCGCGGUUAUGGGAUGUCAGGUGAUGCAUAUCAUAUUACUAAACCGCAUAUUGAUGGUCGAGGUGCCAUCUUGGCUAUGACCCGUGCUCUAAAGCAGUCUGGUCUUCAUGCAUGUCAAGUGAAUUACAUAAAUGCUCAUGCUACUUCUACGCCUCUAGGCGAUGCUAUUGAGGCCAAUGCUAUCAAAUCCGUAUUUUCUGAGCACGCCACAUCAGGUUCAUUGACAUUGUCUUCUACAAAGGGUGCACUUGGUCAUCUGCUUGGUGCAGCUGGAGCAGUAGAAGCAAUUUUUACUGUGUUAUCUAUCCACAAAGGAGUUGCUCCUUUAACACUUAAUCUAACCGAGCCAGAUCCUGUUUUUAUCGACGGUUUCAAACCUUUGAUUAGUUCAAGAGUGAUGCCCAUUAGGGCAGCCCUUUCAAACUCUUUUGGCUUUGGAGGAACCAAUGCUUCUUUACUUUUCACAGCUGCAUCGUGAUUUUGCACCGCUUCCUUGACGUGUAGAUUAUCAAUAAA